Messenger RNA from Musca vetustissima, 1317 nucleotides. Its product is annotated as carboxypeptidase B1-like. The record is from RefSeq and is a predicted model, not a curated record. Lineage: Eukaryota; Metazoa; Arthropoda; Insecta; Diptera; Muscidae. The transcript has 3 exons. Gene Ontology annotation, molecular function: zinc ion binding; metallocarboxypeptidase activity. Bases 1 to 1317 code for a protein of 438 amino acids. Gene Ontology annotation, biological process: proteolysis.
AUGAUACGCCAACACACCAACACACCUAAUAUCCAAAAUUCUAGAUUCAGUUACAAAAUCCUCGAUAUUCAGUUGGAAAAUCCAAAAAAUUACAAAGUAUUCCGAGAAAAUUUCCAUCCAGAUGUCAUUGGCCGUGGUGAAGAAGCUUACAGCAUGCGCGUGCUAGUAGAACCAUUUAAAAUGCCGACAAUAAAGAGUUAUCUGAAGAAAAACAAACUGACAUUUAAGAUUAUUAAUAACAAUGUGGCUACAAAUGUGCAGGCGGAGAAAGUGUUUCAGCGUUCCAGUCGUUCCGCCCCUAACAAAAAUGACGCUAUCGAUUUUCAUAGCUAUCAGCGUUUUGACGUUAUCAAUAAUUACCUAGAUAAGUUGGCAGCGGAGUUCCCCCGGCAAGUGAAUAUUGUGGAAGUGGGUAAAUCAUACGAGGGUCGUACCUUAAAAGCCAUUCACAUAAGGCAAACAGUUGAAGCCACAACGAAGAGGUCCAAGAAACCUCUGAUAUUUAUAGAUGCAGGUAUACACGCCCGUGAAUGGAUAUCCCAUGCCACAGCAUUGUAUGCCAUACAACAAUUGGUGGAAAAUUCAACAUUUUAUCAACGAGAAUUGAAAAUGUAUGAUUGGCUAAUAUGGCCGGUGGUAAAUCCUGAUGGUUAUGAAUAUUCGCAUCAGUAUGACAGGUUUUGGCGUAAAACAAGACAACCAGAUCCAGAGGGCUACUCUCGAUGUCUGGGUGUUGAUCUAAAUCGUAAUUUUGAUUUUUAUUGGGCACAUACUGGCAGCUCAUUUGAUCCGUGUGAAACGGAUUAUCAUGGACCAGAGGCAUUUUCAGAACCCGAAGCAAUUGCCUUGAGAGAUUUAAUGUUCGAAAUCAACGACAGAUGUAAAAUGUAUCUGACCCUACAUUCAUAUGGCAAUUAUUUACUUUAUCCCUGGGGUUAUGAGCAAGCUCUACCUUCGAAUUGGCAUUACUUGGAUGCAGUUGCCCGUGCUGGCAUGGAUACAAUUCGGAAUACAACAGGUACUGUCUACACUGCGGGUAGUAGUGCUCGUACAUUGUAUCCUGCUUCGGGCGCCACUGAUGAUUUUGCUUAUGGUGUUGCCAAAAUUCCAGUAGUCCUUUGCAUGGAAUUGCCAUCGAGUGGUAAUGGUUUUGAUCCACCAACUAAUCGAAUAUUGCCGUUAGUUAGAGAAAGUUGGCAGGGUAUACGUGCAAUGGCAUUGGAGGUCCAUGAAUAUCCUUUGCGUAAUAGUGCCGCAGGUAUUUCAAUGAAGUUUUCACUGGGAUUAAUAGUUGUGCUACUGGUGAUUUUACAAUAA